AUGGAACACGAGGCCACCUAUGAAUUCGAGGACGAGAACCAGUUCUGGACCGUUCUCGAUGAGACAAUCUCCAGAGAAUGCACUACCCAUAGUAGCAUCGACGAUACCUUGCGAUCCUACCUAAGUCUAAUUGGCGCUUGUCGAGAGCGGUUCCUACCUUCCGACCAUGAUCUUGGUCGUUGCGCCUUCAAGCUACAAGAUUCUCCAUUAUUUGCAACACACGCCGAAUACAUCCGCCGGCAGUUUGUCCAAUGCUUGAUUGAGGAUGAUGACCCUGAUGUCAUCUUGGUCUCGACCAGCUUUUUGAUAGCCGACGCACAGUCAAAUGAAAGGACUUAUGAACUCUUAAAUGAUGAGGGCGCUUUUCCCAGAUUGGUAGAUCUGAUCUCCAGUCGGAAGCGACAUGGUCAUGAAGGAAUCCAUCGACUCCUUAUGGAAUUGCUUUAUGAGAUGUCGCGCAUUCAGAAGAUCAAAAUCGACGACCUCGCACAUAUCGGCGAUGACUUUGUGAAAAUGUUGUUUGAAAUUAUAGAACAGGUUUCCGACGAUGUCAAUGACCCCUACCAUUAUCCCACCAUCCGUGUUUUGCUCGUCCUCAAUGAACAGUUUAUGGUCGCUGCGCAUGACCCCGCCAAUAAUCAAAACGCAAUUCCUCUCACCAAUAAAGUGAUCAAGGUUCUAUCUGCGCAUGGCAGUGCAUACAAGACGUUCGGAGAAAACAUCAUCCUGUUGCUGAAUCGAGAAGACGAGACAUCAUUGCAGUUACUGACGCUGAAACUGCUGUACCUAUUAUUCACAACUCCUCCCACAUAUGAAUACUUUUAUACCAACGACCUUCGGGUCUUGGUCGACAUUUUAAUUCGAAAUCUGCUCGAUCUUCCUGAAGAGGCCUCGUCUCUACGACAUACGUAUCUGAGAGUUCUCUAUCCGCUUCUCGAACAUACGCAGUUGCAGCACCCGCCCCACUAUAAAAGGGAAGAGAUCCGAAAAUUGUUGAUUGUCUUGGGCGGCGGACACCUUAGCGAUCCCAGUGGAGGCCAAAAUAGUUUGCAUCAUUGGGGCCAUUUCGACGCGGUGGACGAAACAACAAAACGUCUAGUCAAACGAUGCGAAGGUGUGAGUUGGUUGAUGGAUCCCGAGACUGAACCCCCAACGCAAGCGGAGUCUCCGACCGAUGAUGGGGCCUCUAAUCCUUCAUCUCCAACGUCACCAUCGAAAGGACGACCACCAGCUCUUCCGGCUCCGCGUAAAUUGAAGAAGCGAAAUUCUUCGAAAGGUUCUACGUUGACCAUUGGGCAAUAUCUCACUCCUCAACUGGAAGGGGCCAGACAAUCAAGUCUUAGCAUGAUCGAGGUGGCCGCACAGAGAGAAAAACCGGGAGUGAUCACUCCAAGCAGGAACCCGAGUUUAAAGCAGAAUCUUCGGGCGGCAAUCAUUCACAAGAAAGAAAAACCUCCACCACCUCCUCAGGCAAGACGAUCUGGUUGGACAAGAAUGAAAGCGCAAAGACAGCAGAGUGAAACGGAAAUCGCUAAUGCUGGAGUCGGUAGUGGGAACGGAGAAUCCGAAUCGAAGCUCGAAACCGAAAAUCAACUCCCUCAUAUUCAUCCCCCAUAUCCGAAGCUCCCACCAAUACCAGUACAUUGUGACAAGGAGAAAGAGAAUCCCUUAAAACACGAACCACCUCCCGUUCCAUCCCAUCACAGACCCCCCUUCAAGAAACCUCCACCUACCCCGAAAGCACGUCGAUGGAGAGGAAAACGAGGAAAAGAAGAGGAUGAGGGUGGCGGCAUGAGUGGCGAGCCGAGAGAGCCUGGAAAGUUCAACCCGAGUUUGCCUUCGAUCGUGACCACGACGACAACUGGGGAGAGAAUACGUGAAGUGAGUCCAUUUUCUCCCGCGGAGAAGACAUUAAGUUCGCCGAAACCGGAGAACGCCGCGAAGUUGGCCGUGAGCCAGGCGUUGGAGAAGGCACAAGCACAAGCUCUAGAAGACAUCACGGAAACUUUGGAACAAGCUCGUAUAGAAUCCAAGCCGGAGGAAGAGUCGGACGAAAAGGUAAAGGCAAAGUCGCGACAACUCGAAAAUACGAUCGAUGAAAAGGACGAAGAAGAUGACGACGAGGCGCAAGAUAAUGAUGGCGAGCCAGGAAUUAGGGGAGAUCACUCUCAAGAAGAACUAGAUGCUCAGUUCCAUGACGCUCUGCCUAAUCAACCUCUUUCCCAAACUGCAUUUCCUCAACCGCAACCGUUGGACACAACUACAACUCCCCCUCUAGCUUCAGAAGAUACCUCAUCGAUGGUGCCGACAACAAUAACGCCAGCGCCCAGAAUGGUGCUCACUCCUCCGGCGCAAGAACCAUCUCGUGGCGUUCCGGGCCCGCAAUACGAAUUGGAGCGCAGUCCGUUCUUGACCGAUGAGGAAGUUGAAGCCGAGGGAAAGGACGAUAGCAGUGAUGAUGCGAAAUAA
This is a messenger RNA of Rhinocladiella mackenziei CBS 650.93, 2469 nucleotides long. RefSeq lists its product as uncharacterized. Lineage: Eukaryota; Fungi; Ascomycota; Eurotiomycetes; Chaetothyriales; Herpotrichiellaceae. Gene Ontology annotation, molecular function: Arp2/3 complex binding. The transcript is spliced from 7 exons. Bases 1 to 2469 code for a protein of 822 amino acids. Gene Ontology annotation, cellular component: actin cortical patch. The record is from RefSeq and is a predicted model, not a curated record. Gene Ontology annotation, biological process: endocytosis; actin cortical patch localization; actin cortical patch assembly.